AUGCUACGAGCCAAGAUCUUUAUCUUUCUGGUGCUGUUUGCCGCUUUUUGUCUGGGAGAAUUCAUUGGGAAAUCCCAGAAAACAGAACUAAAGUCUGUAGUUUCUAGAGUUUUCAGUAGGCGAAGAAGAGCGGUAUUGUUUCCUCCAGGAUCAUUUGUAAAGUUCACCUGCUCCUUUGCCACAGGAUUGUUGGCCACGUAUCCAAAAGGUAUAACCUUUGUUUUGGAGGAGGCAGUUUACUUUCCGGUGCCUGGAGUCGUUGAAGAUAUCUAUCCCAAAAAGUUUUUACCAAAAACAACGACAAAGAAACCCGAAAAGCUUCCCGAUUCUAUAGUUUAUAUACCCGGAACCGAUUGGCGUUUCAAGGCACAAACAUUACCAAAACCCAAAUGGAGACAACCACCUCCAAAAACCCAUCGAAUCGAUGAUAAUAGUUAUGCUAAUCCAUUUAAAUGGCAAAAAUGGAGUCAAGGACAAAAGUGGCAAAAUUAUAAGUGGAAAAAUGCUGACCAAAACAAGGCCAAGUGGUCGAAGUGGACUACACCUUCACCAAAAUGGGAAACCAAAUGGAAUAAGCCAGAGUACAGUGAAGCUUGGCAGCCGCACCACUAUCAUGGUCAUCGUGAUCGCAGAUCUUUGUUUGAUCGUUUCACAAAACUAAGUUCAAUAAUUGGUAUAGAUGUGAAGUCUUGUAUUUUACGAACGAUGUGCGAUAGUAAAAGACUGCUCCUUCCACCUGGAUAUUCGAUGCUUCAGGAUAUGCUGCGUGUGGUUUUUACCAUGCCUCGUUUGGAUGGCUUGGAGGAUGAAUACAGUCGGAUUAUGGACAAGGAUCCUGAUGAAUGUGCGGCGGAGUUCAAGUCAAAGUGUAGUAUGAAUUUAUUGAUUUGGUUGCUUAGCGGCAGAGUGGAAUAA
Molecule: messenger RNA, 915 nt
Organism: Drosophila ficusphila
Lineage: Eukaryota; Metazoa; Arthropoda; Insecta; Diptera; Drosophilidae
Exons: 3
Coding region: 1-915 (304 amino acids)
Source: RefSeq, a predicted model, not a curated record